Schistosoma mattheei is the source of this 4066-nucleotide messenger RNA. Lineage: Eukaryota; Metazoa; Platyhelminthes; Trematoda; Strigeidida; Schistosomatidae. The record is from the annotation of a GenBank genome assembly.
UGAAAAUUUUUUGGGUUUUCUCAGUAAAUAUAGGCGCACUUCCCCAAAGUUUAAUAAUAUUCUGGGGAAAUUUUUGGGGUUUUUGUGCCAUUUCCCCAAAGUUUUCUAUGGCGGCUUCAUCAAAAUGGGUCAAAUUUUCCGCAAAAUUGGGAGCUCGGGUUGGGUUUUGUAGCCGUAUGGAUGAUUUCCUCUACUGCAUGCAUUACGAUUUUAGAACCUCUGAACCUCUUCCUAACCUUGACAAGUUUUUGAACCACGUAUAAGAAGUGUAUCCAAUUUUUCUUGUUUUUAACAUUUCUACUCUAUGCUGACUGUUUGUUGACUGGCUGAUAUUUCUCAAGGUUAAUUUAGAUUCGUUCAAAGGUCGUCCAUAAAUUAGAGUCUCGCCAUUAACAUAGGUCGAGUGGCUUCCUAUCCUUACUACGUAGUAAGUAAGUACUUAAUACCAAAAUCUUACUUCGGUUGGAAGUCCGGUCUUCAGCGAUAAAAAAGUAAGUCGUUUGACCUGUGUUAAUCCUCGGAGCGACGAUUCAGCUUCUCUAUGAGAUUGUACACUGGUGGAAAUGAUGACACCUGUUCGCGUAGAGUACUCCGGGACGCACCUUCUAGUCAUUGAACAAUCGGUGAAAGAGAAUCCCACUGAGUUUAUUUGGUUGACGUUUUUUAAACUUAUUGUGGCCUCGGAGAUAAUUAGUUCCGUAGGGAGUUAUAUCAUAAGUGUUAACAUCAAAAUUAUUACUUAAGAUACGGAAUAACAACCAUAACAACUGAAAAUCUUUGAGAAUUGCUGUAUUGCAAUCCGUAGUUGUUUUCAAGUCAUGACUCACUGAUAUUCCUGUCUUGUUGUUCCUGCGCUCGUAGAAGUGACGUACCACUAACGGCAUACUGCUAAUUAGCAAUGGUUAUAACCAUUGCCGUGUCCAAUGUAGAAUAACACACUCUUGGUGAUUCGUUAACGUAGAAAAAGAAAAAUAGGGGACGUAAGAUGGUGUCUUAAGGUAUACUGAUUUUAAUCGAUUUCAUUGCAGAUGGUGUUCUAUUUACCAUCAUCCUUUGUCUCUGGUCACAAGAAUUUCUCUCGCUCUUAUAUGAUUCCUGUUGUUCCAAAGCUUGAGAGCUUUGCACAAGCCCUUAUCGAUACACAUCAAAAUAUUUGAAUAUCACACUGAUAGUCAAACCACUAUCUUGGGUUGGCUGUCCAAUUAUCUCUAUUGGUUAGUUAAUCAUAAAUAUUGAGACUCGUGUUUCUUAAGAGUGAGUAGAUUGCAUGAUUCUACAUGACUUAGUAACUUAGUCCGAAUUGUUUUCUCAAACACAUUAGCUACUGCGUUAGUUGGACCAAUAGUUCAGUAGUUGGGAACGAUAUCUCUUUCUAUACUUAAGUAUAGGGUUGGCGAUAGCAUUCUUUUAAUCUCUAAAGAGUCCGGAAAAGGGACAUGUUAAAUAGUACCGUGAGUGGUUCUGAAAUAAUGCCCAGGAGAAAUAAUAGCAAUUGUAAAUGUAAGCUAUCGGGUCCCGGUGACUUACAAGCAUUGGUACUGUAGCGGCAACUACCAUGGUAUCUCAGUGGCGUGGUUAUUGGGUGUGUUGACAAAAAAGCCAGCAGAGUAGACCUCACUGAAAUAGUUUGACAAAAUCUCAUCUUUGACCGUGUUUGAAUUAUCGUGUAAUAGUAACGGGGGACUCCAAUACUACAUUUUGUUCUCCGCUUAACAUACGAAAACAAUCGUUCUUGGCAAUUACAGUUAUCGUGUGUCGAAUGUCUUUCGUAUGUAGUGCGGGGUCUAGCUCUAGCCAUUUUACGUACACCCCUGAUUUUUCCGUACUCAUACUUAAAUAACUCACGACCAGUGUUAGAAACAAGUCGCAAAAAUGUUUCCUACUCUGUAUCAUUUCCCGAUUCAUGAAAGACAGUUUCAUUGCUUAUGUGUUGACCAUGAUAUGAACGGCAAUGUUAUGGCCUCGAAUAUGUAUUCAAACCCACUCCAUCUGUAUUCAAUCAACCUGUUUAAAUGACUGACCAGUUUUUUUAGGUAGCACAGUCUCUGUUUGCUGGAAUGUUGGAUUAUAAAGAACAGGUAUUUCUCGUUUGGGUUUUACGUUCUUUUUUAGUUUGAGAUACCGCAAAAUGGUUUUUGUUUUUAACACAUGGUCAUUUGAGUCUUAAAUAAACAUACACUUUAGUGUAACAGUGCUAUCUUUCAUAGAUGUCUAAAUUUCUUACAAGAACUAAUAAUUUCUGUCUUAAUGCUAACAGGCUCGGCAGUAUAAGUUAGUUUAACUCCCAUCAUUUGAUCUUAUACCUUCAGGAGUAUGGUUUUAAAACACAAUUGUGUUAACUCAUCAGUUAAUUGACGUCAGCUAUUUGACUAAUAUUUCUGUGCUUUUUAGCCUUCAGAUGGAUGAACGCUUUACUACGGCAUUGUCUAUAUGGAUCCAUAAACCCCAGGUUGUACAUAAAGAUAUAUUUGCUUCAUCUGUUGUAUCCGAAACUGAUGAAUCCUGCGUAAGAUUUAUCUAUCCGAAGCUCCGUACUGGGGUCAGUGAAUUCACUGAAGUUUGUUCCAAAGGAUCAGCUUAUAAGUUUUCAUCGAUCUCUAUAACUUACAUUAUCGAGGAAACAAAUGGUCGCAUUCAAGUUUCCGUCUUGGAUGAGUCUCCUGGGUUUCUCCAGAGUUCUUGGCUAAAAGACAUCCUUGAACAGAAGCUUAAUCUUUGGUAUUCUUGUGAUGCAAAAGUUAAUAUUCCUUCCCUCUCACUAAUUGAUUGCCGUUUAUAUCAAUUGCAAUACGAACGCUUGAAAAAUACCUAUGGACCUACUCUAGUUAAGAACUGGUCGGAGAAAACAGACCCAAUGAAAUUCGUGUAUGAAGAUAUUGGCAUAGCUUGCUACCUUAUAUGUUUAUGGAAAAAUGAACAUGUUAAUUUCGUCGAUCUUGGUUGUGGAAACGGAUUGUUGACUUACAUACUUUCGUCGGAAGGAUUCACUGGCAUAGGAAUAGAUGUACGUAGAAGGCACAUUUGGAAGUCUUAUCCAAUAAGUGUACAACAACGUUUAAAGGAAAUUUCGUUAAAUCCAGAAGAAGUUUGUGGGUUUCCACAAGCCAAUUGGCUAAUCGGGAAUCACAGUGAUGAACUUACACCUUGGUUGCCUAUACUGGCAUGUAAAAGUGGACCAUCAUGCAAGCUAUUUGUUUUACCAUGUUGUCCUUACAGUCUUUUUGGAAAAUUCAAUAUCCCGAAAAGUUCACUUUCAUUUUUACCUGACGACAUAAAUGUCAAACAGAUAACAGAAAAUAGUCGAUAUGGUACAUAUCUUAAUUAUAUACAACACAUUUUUGCCAUUUGCAGAUUUAUACCUGAAGUUGAUGCGCUCAGAAUACCAUCAACCAAACGUAUAUGUAUUAUUGGUCGAGAUAUAAUCGAUUCAAAGUGUUUUGAAAAUAAUGAGCACUCAAAUCGUUUGUCUGCUGUUAAUAAAUACAUUGAAUACGAACGUGAUAUCACUUCAAAGCCUAACAAAACGUUUGUUGCACGUCCACUCACAGAGGUUCCCUGUAACUGUACAAGAGUUUCGAAAUUUGUUCUUGACAAAAUAUCACAUACAGUUUUCAAAGCCUUAUUAAUCUGUAAACCAGAUAAAUAUCGUUUACAAUCCCAUAAUCUUAUGCUUUCUGAUGAUUUAAGAAUAAGAACUUUGGACAAUCGUUGGUGGAAUCCUGGUGGUACAUUAACUUUAUCAGAAUGCAGUGAACUUGUGUCACUAGAAGAUAUGAAAUUAUUAAAAUCUCAGCAUGGUGGUUUGCAAACUGUCUUGAGGAAUCACCAUCAGUGCUUUCGAACUAUCAAAAACACCGUUCAGUUACGUUGGUUACCAGAUAAGAUGGCGAAGCUUAAUGAUUCUGGAAUUCCGUUAUUCAAUAACAAAAAUGGGAAGAAUCGUAAAACAAAACUCUGCUGGAUGUCACUUAACCAUCCAGAUGGUUGUCCAUACACUUCUGAAUUGUGUGACUUUGCCCAUUGCGAAAAUGAAAUCCUCAUAAAAAUCGGUUCCAUAAAACAAUAA